Molecule: messenger RNA, 3220 nt
Organism: Exophiala dermatitidis NIH/UT8656
Lineage: Eukaryota; Fungi; Ascomycota; Eurotiomycetes; Chaetothyriales; Herpotrichiellaceae
Product: selenocysteine lyase
Exons: 4
Coding region: 968-2740 (590 amino acids)
Source: RefSeq, a predicted model, not a curated record
GGUCAGUACGUAAGCACAUAUCCUUUGUCAUCUUAUCAGCGUCGAAGAUUCAUAAUCAUUCAUACCAUGGCAGUCAGCAGUUGACGGCCUUUGCACCGGGCAUUCAAGUUCGUUUUGAAGCGCAUCGGAGAAAGUGUUUUCGAGAACCCGAACCCUGAUACUAUGUAAAUAAGUCGGAGGAUUCGGACUCGGACUUCAAAUGGGGAGGCCUCGCCUAGAGUCACAUGACCUUCGGAGUGCAGCGCCCGGGGUUGAAUUUCCCACGAGGCUCGUAUUCCAAUCCUUCAAUGCACUCAAUUGAAUAGAAUAUUCUCCCGACCUUAUUCCUCUGGUCAGGGGCUCGAAGUGCUUUGCCCUCAACUAGGACGACGUAUAUCUCUGCGUGCGAAGCUGGCACUUACAACGUAGCUAUGUUACCUCUCUACCAGGUACCAUGCUCAAAAAGCCAAGCUUACCCUACUGAUCGGCGUAAAGUCGUUUCGACUCCAUCCGGAAGGCCCAAAAGCCAAAACGCCCCUGACGAUUGGUGUAUCCAGGGACCCCCAGACCACGUUCAACUCCCAAAAUGCCAAUCGCAAGACCAAUAGACUGUGGAUCGCGUACGCCCGCCCACGCAAGCUCCCAUGUCGCUGUGCUUGUUCAGGCGCGUCAGGCGUACACAUCAAUCUUCUGGCUUGUGGCGUGUCGUGUUUCUUUUCCGCCGGUCAGGCCCAGGUGAUAACGAAGAGCGGAUUAGACUGAUUGACUCACUCACUCCAAUGUCCACAUAAUGCCAUUAUUGCAAUACUAAUAGUUCGGCAAGUUAAUCGUCCAGUGGUGACUAUCGCUCCCUGGUUCGACAAAUGCGCAGCAUCCUAGGCGACCGAUUGCAGACGGGAUACUGGUGGUCAUUGGGACUUCUCCCCAUCGUCAGCCCCUGAGUCACGGACUACAACUGCACACGCAACUGCCCACCACGACUGCGACGAUGGGCUCCUUUGGUGAAGUCACCGAAUUUGGGCAUGGCUUCAGGGCGCAUUUCUUGUUUGAUUCGAAAUAUACAAAUUUAAAUCAUGGGUCUUUUGGUACAUACUCGUUACCUGUACGCAAUGCGCUUCGAGGAUACCAGAAGCUGGCCGAGUAUGCACCCGACAAGUUUUUGAGAUAUCAAUAUGUCGAUCUCCUGGACAAAUCGAGGGAGCGAAUUGCGCGGCUGCUCAAUGUCCCUUCGGACGAGUGUGUAUUCGUACAAAACGCAACAAUGGGUGUCAACACCAUUUUACGCAACCUCCAGUACAAGGAGAAAGACUGCAUAAUCUAUUUCGACACCAUCUAUGGAGCGGUUGAAAAGACGCUGCAGUCCAUAGUCGAAACGAAUCCUCAACUCACGUUGCGCAAAGUGGGCCAUGGACAGGACUUUGCCUAUUCACUACCUUGUACACAUUCCGAAAUCCUCAAUGCAUUAUCACAGACCAUAUCCCGUGUAUUAUACGAUGGUCUUCGUCCCAAAGUUUGCAUCUUUGAAACCAUCACGGCGUUGCCUGGAGUGCGAUUUCCUUUUGAGAGGAUCACGAAAAUGUGCAAAGAGUACGACAUCAUCAGUGUGAUUGAUGCGGCCCACGGUGUUGGCCAGAUUCCAUUGAACCUGGGCGAGCUAGAUCCCGAUUUCUUUGUCAGCAACUGCCACAAAUGGCUAUAUACUCCCCGCGGGUGCGCCGUUCUACACGUGCCGAAGCGCAAUCAACAUCUGAUCCGGACAACAUUGCCCACGUCGUGGGGAUACCAGCCGCUUGACUCACAGUCAGGCAAAGAUCGAAAUCCAUUGCCGCCGAGCGAGAAGUCGGAUUUUAUAAGGCUUUUCCAAUUCGUUGCGACUGCCGACAACACCCCCUUCUAUUGCGUGCCAGCUGCAUUGAACUUUCGACAGAACCUGUGUGGCGGCGAACACGCCAUCUACACCUACAUUCGCGACAUUGCGCAACGAGGGGCGGAUCUCCUCGCCAUGAUUCUCGGGACCGAAGUCAUGGACGACCUGGAUGCGGGUUAUGGCCUGAAGACGAUGGGGAGUUAUGAGGCCAGCGACCGGCGAGAUGGCGGCAGGACCGGAUGGUCUGGCGGUCUCCGGGAUUGCGCCAUGGCCAACGUUCUCUUGCCCAUCACGAUUGUGGGCGCCAACAGUCGGGGGAGUAUCAGCAUGGGCCCUGGUGGAGCAGGAAGUGCUGGCGGUCUGUCCCCUGCACUCCGACAAACCUCGUAUGGCUUUCCUAGUGCCGGGGCAGCAAGCACGCAAAACACGGGUGCUAGUACGUUGCGCUCCAGUGCCACGAACGGGACAAUGCUGGGCGAGCCUACCAGUAGACUGUCAACAUCUCCCCUCAACUCCCCCAGGUUGAACUAUUCAACAGGUCCUAUCGUGAUCCAGGAAGCCGACGUCAAAAAGCACAUUGCAUGGAUGGAGAAGAAGCUGGUGGACGACUACAACACAUUUGUGCCCAUCUACGAGUACGAAGGCAAGCUCUGGACUCGGGUGUCGGGCCAAAUCUAUCUCGAACUCAAGGACUUUGAGUGGCUGGGUGGAGUGCUCAAAGCGCUGUGUGAAGGGGUACGAUCCGGGGAAAGUCUGCGGAGUCAAAACCAACCAGCGGCACCGGAUCGAGAGCUUGAGGGAUUGACUUUGAUUUCGCCAACCCCUUCCAGACAGGGGACAGGAACGUCGAUGAAAAGGUUCGAUGUGACCCAGGGUGGAUGGGUUGACACAUAGAAUCCGGGGUAGACGGAUUGGGAUGGUUAUUGUUUUCGACGAGAAGGAGUUCUCCGUUGUAAUUAUACAGGAGACAUCCCGGAAGCUGUUGCCCUUUUGGCUGCAUACAUUGUACAUUGGACAUUUUCAUACACUGAAGGUUGAAUGCACGAGAGGAGCAGAGCAGCCGCUGUUGGCACCUUGUCUGGACGUGGUACAUGCCCCCUGCCAUGAACUUGUAAGGACACCGGGGAAGUAUGCUUGCUUUCCAUAUCUGGCGCCAAAAUUGAGCAACGGACGGAAAUACGGUGACUCCAAAUGCGAGUUGCUGCAGGACAGCUGCAACAGGGCAGGUUCAGAUUGUAGUACGAUGUACGUUAUCCUACUGUCCGCGGAACUGUGCUAAAUCGCCAUCGAGAGGGAAGAUCAUGUCAUUAGUAACAAGACGGAAAAAGCCAGUCUGAAAACUCUGCGACGGCACGUGAAGCCGCGGACAGACCA